AUGCCAUCGAGGCUGCCUUCACAAGCUUCAAAAAGUUAUGGCACUCUCCGGCAACCUCCUCAGCACCGGUCUCACCAUAUCUCAUCACGAACGCUGGUCCGCAGUGCAUUGGAUAUCUCGGCACGCACAUCCACGAUAUCUCAGCCUCCAACGUUUCUCCUCCCUUUCCGUGCGAGCCUACACCAGGCAUCGACGCAGCAAGCUGUGAGCCCAACAUCGCAAUUCCACAACACUCAACCCGAGAUCCCACCCCCGCUGCUUCAGACGACGGAUGUGAAUGCACUCUCCCCCUCUCCCGAAUCCUCCGAGAGCACAUCAAUCACCACUGCUCCUUCCACGACGCAGUCUCUCUCGCAACCGCUCGUGCUGUCUCGAUCUCUGCAAGAAUUUCUGCCCAAACUGUGCGUGCAGAAACCGCACUACAUCGUCGCCCAUAUCCACCGAUUCCCGUACCUGUUAACCGAAGGCGACACACUCCGAUUACCUUUCCACAUGAAAGGCGUUUCGCCUGGCGACGUUUUGCGAUUUAACCGCGCCAGCAUUCUCGGAUCGCGCGACUACACCCUCAAGGCCGGCACGAGCAACACCGAGUCAUACGAUGCCAAACGCACAGGCGAGCCCACUUACCUGGAUGAACGGCUGUUCGAGUGCCGGAUGCGUGUGGUGGGGCUGGAGACCGGGCCGAUGAUGGACAAAGAAAAAAAGAAGCGCAGAAACAGGCAUCGCAAGAUCGUCCACAGCAAGCACAAGUACACGGUGCUGCGGGUGAUGCAGAUCAAAAUCAAGAACUUGGAGGAGCUCAACCAAGAGAAGGCCACGCUUUUACUCGAGUCAUAG
Capronia epimyces CBS 606.96 is the source of this 837-nucleotide messenger RNA. RefSeq lists its product as uncharacterized. Gene Ontology annotation, cellular component: mitochondrial large ribosomal subunit. Gene Ontology annotation, molecular function: structural constituent of ribosome. Lineage: Eukaryota; Fungi; Ascomycota; Eurotiomycetes; Chaetothyriales; Herpotrichiellaceae. The coding region runs from base 1 to 837 and encodes 278 amino acids. The record is from RefSeq and is a predicted model, not a curated record. The transcript has 2 exons.